This is a messenger RNA of Drosophila subpulchrella, 575 nucleotides long. Its product is annotated as acylphosphatase-2. Lineage: Eukaryota; Metazoa; Arthropoda; Insecta; Diptera; Drosophilidae. The coding region runs from base 113 to 478 and encodes 121 amino acids. Gene Ontology annotation, molecular function: acylphosphatase activity. The transcript has a single exon. The record is from RefSeq and is a predicted model, not a curated record.
GUCAAUACUUCUGUAAUGAACAUUCCCUAAAAUUAACGAAAUUCUCACUAGUAUAUUUACUCUCGAUUUCAUUGGAGAUUUUGGUAAACAAAAAAAGACAAUAUUAAGGAAGAUGAUGCAGCCGGGGGACGAGAUCUUCGCCUGCGGAUUCGAAAUCUUUGGGCGAGUGCAGGGCGUGUGCCUGCGGAAGCAGACCCGGGAUUUGGCCACACUGAACCAGGUGCGCGGAUGGGUCAUGAACACGGACGAGGGCACGGUCAAGGGGCAGCUGGAGGGCACCCUGCCCAAGGUCAACGAGCUGAAGUUCUGGCUCUUGAAUUUCGGCAGUCCGCGGGCGAUUAUCGAGCGUGCGGAGUUCACGCCCACCAAGGAGAUCACCUCGCACAACUUCACUCGCUUCUCGAUUCGCUACCACCACGUUCCCGCCCCAAAAAAAGGCAACUUAAAGGAGGAUAUAAGUUUAGAACCAAAAUUGUAACUGUGCUAUUUGUUUAUAACCGUUUGUUUAGGCCUUCAAAUUGAGCUGCCAAUAGAGCCGAGUUUGCUGUUGCGAACAUCAUUUAUAAACCUCAAAA